Humulus lupulus (European hop) is the source of this 1345-nucleotide messenger RNA. Its product is annotated as DUF21 domain-containing protein At4g14240-like. NCBI's taxonomy places the organism in Eukaryota, Viridiplantae, Streptophyta, Magnoliopsida, Rosales, Cannabaceae. The record is from RefSeq and is a predicted model, not a curated record. Gene Ontology annotation, cellular component: intracellular membrane-bounded organelle. Gene Ontology annotation, biological process: magnesium ion homeostasis. The transcript has 13 exons. Bases 1 to 924 code for a protein of 307 amino acids.
AUGGCACCUUCCCCGUCCUUCUCCUUCUCUAUGUCUUUCUCCAAUUUGAAGCAACUACCCCGGCAAGAAAACUCAGACCUUCGUGUCUCUAUGAGUCUAGGCAAAAAGCACUUGCAGACUUACAGCAAAUGCAGAGCGUGCAUCAGUUUGCAAGAGGCCCUUCCAAUUUACUUGGAUAAAAUGUUCAAUCAGUAUGUGGCUAUAAUUCUCUCUAUGACUUUUGUUCUAUUUUUUGGAGAGGUUAUCCCACAAGCUAUAUGCACUAGAUAUGGACUUGCAGUAGGUUCCAACUUUGUUUGGCUUGUUCGGAUUUUGAUGAUAAUUUGCUACCCAAUUUCAUACCCAAUUGGAAAGAUUUUGGAUUGGGUAUUAGGACACAAUGAACCUUUAUUUAGGCGAGCUCAGUUAAAAGUCCUUGUCUCCAUCCACAGCCAAGAGGGUGGUGAGCUUACACAUGACGAGACAACAAUUAUAAGUGGGGCACUAGAUUUAACUGAGAAGACAGCUGAGGAGGCUAUGACACCCAUUGAAUCAACAUUUUCCUUAGAUGUCAAUUCAAAGUUGGACUGGGAGGCUAUGGGAAAAGUUCUUGCUCGGGGGCAUAGUCGAGCACCUGUCUAUUCUGGGAAUCCGAAGAACGUUAAUGGACUGCUUCUGGUGAAAAGUCUUCUUACUGUACGACCUGAAACAGAGACUCCAGUCAGUGCCGUUUCCAUCCGGAGAAUACCACGAGUUCCUGCCGAUAUGCCACUGUACGAUAUAUUAAAUGAGUUUCAGAAGGGCAGCAAUCAUAUGGCAGCUGUGGUGAAGACUAAAGGGAAAAGCAAGCUUCCUACAAUUGAUGGGGAGAAGACUUUUCUGUGGCUGCCUAGUAAUAAUUUUACAGAACAUGUCUAUUUCUAUAUGCAUAUUUAUAUUAUUUAGGCUUCUUUGUUUGAUGCUUUUGAUAAUUAAUAUGGUUUUUUAAGAGUUACUAUAAGCACUUAUCAAUGUUUUGGUAAAAGAUGAAAGUAUCUUUAGAAUGGGUCCAUUAUUAAGAGUUGAUCAUUUAUGCGCUAAUUUCAUCUAAUAUAAAUAUUCAACUGAUUGCUUUUUGACACAGUGGUAAUAUAAUAUUUUGUAUUGAUUGCUUCAAUGCUUUUAGCCAGGUCUUAAUGAGAAAUUAAAAUGCAUAAAGCAACAUUCAAUGUUGGAAGUUUCUUUGAUUAAUAUUCAGGUUCAAGGUUAGGAAAUCAAUCAAAGAGACUGCCUUAAUUCUCUCUAAUGAUGAUGUUGAUGGUGGCAGGGCUUGGCAAGGCGAGGUGUAGGCUCGAUGCAUGGAGGUGGGACUGUGGGGAUGGUGUUG